AGAACGAGUCUCGCUUAAUUCUAAUGAUGGGCAUGCGCGAGUAUUGUGGACAUGCGCAGAACAACUACUGAAGCCGAUAUGCAGCGUGUGCCCUUACUCGUCACCAGACCUUCCUCCAGAUGUGAAAUAAGUUUAUUUGAAGGGCGUGAGCCUAAGGCUGCAAUCCAUUACAUGUCUAUUCAGAAUUAAGCUCCAUUGGGUUCAAUGGGACUUACUCCUAUAUAAGUGUGUAUUGGAUUGUAGCCUAAUUCUCUCCAGAUGUACUCAGAAGAAGCUCCCACAGUUCUUAACAGUACACUUGUUUGUGUGUCUACUCAAAAGAAAACCCCACUGAGUUCAGCUGAACUUACUCCAGGUUUGGAGGAUUCCCCCCCCCCAUAAACAAAGAUCAUAGAAUCAUAGAAUAGUAGAGUUGGAAGGCCAUCGAGUUCAACCCCCUGCUCAAUGCAGGAAUCCAUAUCAAAGCAUUUCCGACAGAGGGCUGUCCAGCUGCCUCUUGAAUGCCUCCAGUGUAGGAGAGCCCGCUGCUUCUCUAGCAAUAAGACUAGAGCGCAGAAGCCAUGGAUAGCCAAUAUGAUUUGAUUGGCACCCAAACUUGCAAUGGAAUUUCAGCUCGUGAGCAGAAAACCAGUUCCUUAGUGGCUGAAGGUCAUGGCCAGCAAAUCUUAAAUGUUCUGCAAAGCUUCCGGGAUCAAAACAUCUUUUUUGACUUUAAAAUACUUGUGAAAGAUGAAGUACUCCCAUGCCACCGUUGUGUACUAGCAGGAUGUAGUGACUUUUUCAGGGCCAUGUUUGAAGUUAACAUGAAAGAAAGAGAUGAUGGGAGUGUUACUAUUAGUAAUUUAUCCCCCAAGGCAGUGAAGGCUUUUCUAGAUUAUGCCUACACCGGAAGAACUGAGAUAACAAAUGAUAAUGUAGAAAUGUUAUUUCAGCUUUCAUCUUUCCUUCAAGUUUCAGUUGUUUCAAAAGCCUGCAGUGACUUUCUAAUUAAGAACAUUGAUCUUGUCAACUGUUUGCAACUACUAUCCAUUUCUGAAAGUUAUGGGUCAGCUCAGUUGUUUGACCAUACUCUCAAGUAUGCACGACACCAUUUUUACUUGCUGCUCCAGUCAAAUGAUUUCCUGGAAAUGAAUUUUGAGAUAUUGCAAAAAUGUAUAGAAGCUGAUGGGCUGAAUGUCCCAGAUGAGGAAUCUGUGUUGAAAGCUGUCUUCUGGUGGACAAAGCAUAACUUAGAAACGAGACAGAAGCAUCUUCCUCAUUUGAUGAAAAAAGUACGAUUGCAUCAGUUACCUGAGGAGACACUGAAGGAAGUCUUGCACUCUGAAGAACAGCUACUUGAAAGUACUGGUUGCUUAGUAAUAAUCAAUGAGACAAUUAAAAGUGUGCAAACUUUUAGUGGGAUGUUUCCGGAUGCUCGCCCUUCAACAACAGAACAGUAUAUACUUGUUCACAAAACUGAGGAAAAUGGAGUCCAUCGACAUACCUUUUGUUAUAAUAUUAAAACUGAUCAAUGGAAAGAAUUGAUGCACACACACAUAAUUGAUCUGCCAGGAUCAAGUUUAUCUAGUUACGGUGAAAAAAUAUUUAUAACUGGUGGAUGUAUAGGGAACUGUUUCCGGACCAUUAGACUUCAUAUUGCCGAAAAAUUUCAUGAUGCCACUGACCAAACUUGGUGCUACUGUCCAGUGAAGGAUAGCUUUUCCUUAGUAUCAGCCAUGAAGAAGCCAAGGACAAUGCACGCAUCUGUCGUGACCCUAAAUGAACUGUUUGUAAUAGGGGGGAAGACAAGGGCAUCUCAAGAUAUCAAAAGUCUUUUGGAUGUGGAGGCAUACAGUCCUCUGUCUAACGAAUGGAAAUCAGUGAGUCCAUUACCAAGAGGCAUCUACUACCCAGAAGCAAGUGCCUGUCAGAAUAUAAUUUAUGUGCUUGGUUCUGAAGUAGAAAUUACUGAUGCCUUUAAUCCAUCUCUUGAUUGUUUCUUUAAAUACAGUGCUGCAGCUGAUCAGUGGACUGAACUGGUAGCAGAGUUUGGGCAGUUCUUUCACGCAACUUUAAUCAAGGCUGUUCCAGUGAAUUGCACAUUGUACAUCUGUGACCUUUCCACCUACAAGGUUUAUAGUUUUUGCCCGGAAACAUAUGUCUGGAAAGGGGAAGGCUCUUUUGAAUGUGCUGGUUUUAAUGCAGGAGCAGUUGGAAUAGAAGAUAAAAUUUACAUCCUUGGUGGAGAUUAUGCUCCUGAUGAAAUCACUGAUGAAGUACAAGUCUACCAUAGCAGUAGGUCUGAAUGGGAGGAGGUUUCACCCAUGCCAAGAGCCCUUACGGAGUUCUAUUGUCAGGUGAUUCAGUUUAAUAAAUAUAGGGACCCAUGGUUAUUUACAGUAGCAGUGUGAUACAUGUCGGUUACAAGCAACUGCACAAGUUUUAAAGUUGUGUUUGCAUUUCAUUUUAUGAAAACCAUACAUUUAUUUAUUUAUUAUUUGAUUUAUAUCCCGCCCUUCCUCCCAGCAGGAGCCCAGGGCAGCAAACAAAAGCACUAAAAACACUUUAAAAUAUCAUAAAAACAGACCUUAAAAUACAUUAAAAGAAAAAAACUUUAACAUUUUUUAAAAAAUGCGUUAAAAACAUCUUAAAUAAAAAGGCUUAAAAACAUUGUUUAGAAAAAAAAGUUUUUUAAAAACCAUUAAAAAGCAGUUCCAACACAUUAGGGUGCCAAUCCACUAAACACUGCUUCCAGCCAUUUUUGAUUUUUCUAAGGAAUAAGGCUUGGUUGAGUGCACCCAGUUAUAAUAUAAAAGAACACCUCUUUUAAAAUUUGGGUAGUAGAAAUUAAUCUCCCCCCCCAAGGAUUGGCUGUGGCUAGAAUCAGAAGGGUUGUGCACUUAAUAGCAACUUAAUUAUUUUUUUUCCAAAUGGCAGCCCACCAAAAGUUUCAAAAGCAGUUUUGAGGUCAGUUGCUCCAAUUAAAAAUGCCAAAAGUUGCAUUGAGCCUAAGCAGCUCUCUGGAUCCUGGCCCAAGUUUUCAAAUGACAUUAUUUCUGAUUUCUACAUAAGUUUAUGUACAAGCUGUGUUAUGUAAUUUGAGUAACUUUCAGAUCAACACAGUUUUAGGGUCCAAAAUAAUAGUAACCAGGAUCAAUAUUUUUGUAUGUGCUAUUACUUUUGACAAUCAUAAUUUUGCCUGUAGGAAAAAAUGAAGCCAAAAGCUGGAGGCUGAAUUAAGCUAAAAUCCAGAAAUCUGCAACUAUUCACCUGCAAGUAAGUCCCAUUGAACUCAGUGUGGCUUAGUAGACAUGUAUAGACUUGCACUGUAAGUUACUGAAUUCUUGAUUUCAGCUUAAUUCAGCAUUUCUCCAUUACAUAUUAAAGAAAACUUCAACUAUUUUGGUAGGACCUUUGCACGUAGGGUUAUUCAGAUAACUUUUAUUAACUUGGACUGCAGUCCUGUAUUCACUUGGGAGUAUGUCCCAUUGAACUCAUUGGGGCUUACUUCUGAGUAGACAAAGGAUUACAUUCAUUGUUAGACUAAAAUGGCUCGAGUAAAGAAACGCUGGCUACAGUAGUUCGUGGUUUCAGUUGAGUAUUCAGGACCUAUACUGGUGUAGCUUGUGUUUAUGUUACUAAUAGAUCUUAAGACAGGCCGUCAUUUCAGUACUGUUGCCAGUGUUAUUCUCUGUGAAGCUGAUAGCCAUAGACAAAAAACAAGGCCUACCUUUAUGCUUAUGCUGGAGAUGGCCAGUGUGCAUUAAAGUUUUUAUUUACUUUGGCUAGUAAAUAAAAGUUUGGGAAACCCAUGUAGAAACAUAUUUCUUAUGCUUAUUGCAUCAGGUUGUAUCUCGAGUCAUUCUGAUAUAAAAGCAUAGAGCAAUUAUAAUAGGUCAGUAAUAAUUAUGCUUGUGCCUAAUUUUAGAUGUUGCCUUUGAGGUAGUACACAGGCAACUUUAAGGAUUAGUACAGUUGUUCCCAACCUUUAUGAGUACGGGACCCCCUUUGUAAACUCAAAAAAAUUUGUGACCCCUACAUGGUAAUGGUUGUAAUUUUAGUCUCUGUUAAUUGAAAAAAUAUAUAAUGAAGUGUUAAGUAAUGUCACUUUUUAUUC
This is a messenger RNA of Rhineura floridana, 4096 nucleotides long. RefSeq names its product kelch repeat and BTB domain containing 3 (gene KBTBD3). Bases 561 to 2390 code for a protein of 609 amino acids. Gene Ontology annotation, molecular function: protein binding. The record is from RefSeq and is a predicted model, not a curated record. NCBI's taxonomy places the organism in Eukaryota, Metazoa, Chordata, Lepidosauria, Squamata, Rhineuridae. The transcript is spliced from 5 exons.